Messenger RNA from Adineta ricciae, 978 nucleotides. The record is from the annotation of a GenBank genome assembly. NCBI's taxonomy places the organism in Eukaryota, Metazoa, Rotifera, Eurotatoria, Adinetida, Adinetidae.
AUGUCACUGGUGUACCUAUCUUUUCUGACGGUUCCCGUCGUUUACAUAAUCGUAUCGUUUAUCUUACUUCGAAAGCCAGUAUGGAUUCACAAACGGCACCGACCAGCGUUUAUUGUUCGAAACAUAGCCCACCGAGGCGGGGCAGCAGAAUCCAUCGAAAAUUCCUUACUUGCAUUUGACAAGGGAUUAAGCAACGGAGUAGAGAUGCUGGAAUUAGACUGUCAUUUAACUAAAGACGAUCAGGUCGUCGUUCAUCACGAUUUUGCCAUAAACAGAACAACGGGUCAAAACGGAUUCAUUCGAGAUAUGAACUAUGACGAUUUACCAGUGAUAAGCAGUAGUGUACAACUCUAUUACGAGCCGAGUACAACUAUCACUUGUGAUGAUGUGACAAAAACGGACGGAUUAUUGCGUAUACCAUUGCUGAAGGAUGUCUUCGAGCGUUAUCCAACUACUCCAAUUAACAUUGAUGUCAAAGAGAAUAACGACGAACUUAUACGACAGAUCUCAAAACUUGUUCAAGAUUAUAAUCGGGAACAUUUAACUUAUUGGGGAAGUUUCAAUCAUACUACAUGCAAGAAAUUGUCUGCUCAAAAUCCGCGUAUUGUUCGCUUUUGCUCCAUGAAAGAAGCAGCUGGUAUAGUCAUAUCCUAUUGGUUUGGAUUACUGCCUUUCAUUCCAUUGCAAGCCGGUGCUUUUGAGGUUCCGAUUCCCGGUGAAGUUUUCCGAAAAACAACUGCAAAUUUGACUUUUAAAUUCCGAGUUAUGUACUACAUUGCGGAACGAGCUUUGAACAACAGAAAAAUGUUCAAACAUCUACAACGCCGUGGUAUUCCCGUCUACGUUUGGAUACUGAAUAACAACGAAGAAUUCGAAUAUGCUUUCAAGAAAAUGUCUGUCACCGGGGUGAUGACCGAUUAUCCAACUCGUUUACAAACUUAUCUAGCGUCAUUCAAACAUGAUUUCUUUCUAAACUAA